Messenger RNA from Cetraspora pellucida, 774 nucleotides. NCBI's taxonomy places the organism in Eukaryota, Fungi, Glomeromycota, Glomeromycetes, Diversisporales, Gigasporaceae. The record is from the annotation of a GenBank genome assembly.
AUGGUUAUUAAACAAUGCAUGUGUGGAAGUUAUCGAGAAAAAAAUAAUAUACCUAAUUUCCAUGUCUCUGCUACACAUUUUCCCUAUGUGGGAUGCCUUGCUUUUGUUAAUAUUUCCCUUCGUAAUAAUAAGAUUUGUGCUAUUUCAGGAUAUAUAAACCACUCAGAACAAUGUAAAACAUCUCAACUACAACACGACUCACUAUAUAAGCUUCUAUUAUAUAUUAAAAAAAAUGUUGAAACUCUAUUGAAUCUAAAUGUAAGCACUGCAGAUAUUCUUGCUCAAAAUGCCAAAAUGGCAAAUGCUUCAAAAAAAUUGGUGUAUAAAAUUAAAAAUGAUCCUGCAAAAAAUUUAGAGCAGUUUCUUGAACCAGACACGAAUCCAUCAGAACUUAAAAAAGUAUGUCUACAUUACCAACCCUAUACAAAAGAAACUGGCCAUCUAGAAAUUAUUAUUAAAAACCCAAAUACUACUGCAAUUACAUUUAGUUCUCUUGUUGCAAUGAUUGAUACAGAUGUUAAAGAACAAAAAUCAUUGUUAAGACAAUUGGGACGAAGAGGUAGAAAUGAUAUAAUUUUACAAUGCCAAACCUUGAAAAUGUAUUUACGAAAUGUAUUAAAGGAAGCUUGGACAAUAGAUGGUAAUGAGAAUGUAGUAUGCAGGUUUAUUAAAGAAAAAAAAAAUUCGUUAGAAACUAUUAUAUAUAAGUCAGAAGACUUUUCAAAUGAUACAAAAAAAUUUUGGAUAGUGGAGCAAGAUUCUUUACUUAUCUAG